Molecule: messenger RNA, 1354 nt
Organism: Lactuca sativa (garden lettuce)
Lineage: Eukaryota; Viridiplantae; Streptophyta; Magnoliopsida; Asterales; Asteraceae
Gene: MIND
Product: septum site-determining protein (MIND)
Biological process (GO): negative regulation of cell division
Cellular component (GO): cytoplasmic side of plasma membrane; cytosol
Molecular function (GO): ATP hydrolysis activity; ATP binding
Source: RefSeq, a predicted model, not a curated record
CAAAAUAAACAUAUUGUAUUAUUAUUCAGAAAAUGGUGAGUUUGAGGGAGGGUCCGAAGUCCCCUCAUUUAUGAGAGUACAGUCGCCAUCGCUGAGCUGCUUCUUUCUGCAGCCGCCCAAUCUCACCCCCUCCACCGGCAAUGACAUCUAUGCAGUUGCUAACAGAACCCUCAUCUCUAUGCUCUUCCAACUUCAUCCCUUUCAAUCCCCUAUACAAAAACCUAAUUAAGCCAACAACAAAACCCUACCCAAAACUAUCACCCAUUCGAUCCGUCCUUCAAUACAACCGCAAGCCAGAGCUCGCCGGUGAUACGCCAAGAGUCGUCGUCAUCACAUCUGGCAAAGGUGGAGUCGGGAAAACCACGACCACCGCCAAUGUUGGUCUUUCCCUCGCCCGAUUGGGCUUCUCCGUCGUCGCUAUCGACGCCGACGUCGGCCUCCGCAACCUUGACCUCCUUCUCGGCCUUGAAAACCGCGUCAAUUACACCGUUGUAGAAGUUCUCAAUGGUGAUUGUCGCCUCGACCAAGCUUUAGUUCGCGAUAAGCGCUGGUCAAACUUCGAAUUACUUUGUAUCUCAAAACCUAGGUCAAAAUUGCCACUAGGGUUUGGUGGAAAAGCCUUAGUUUGGCUUGUUGACGCAUUAAAAGACCGGCAAGAAGGUUGCCCGGACUUUAUACUCAUAGAUUGCCCCGCAGGUAUCGAUGCUGGGUUCAUAACGGCAAUUACUCCGGCUAACGAAGCUGUCCUGGUUACAACGCCGGACAUUACCGCACUAAGAGAUGCCGAUAGAGUCACUGGUCUACUGGAAUGUGACGGAAUUAGGGAUAUCAAGAUGAUUGUGAACAGGGUUCGGACUGAUUUGAUAAGGGGAGAAGACAUGAUGUCAGUUCUUGAUGUUCAAGAGAUGUUGGGAUUAUCAUUGCUCGGAGUGAUUCCAGAGGAUUCAGAAGUAAUUCGGAGUACAAACAGAGGGUUUCCACUCGUUCUAAAUAAGCCUCCAACUUUAGCAGGAUUGGCAUUUGAACAAGCAGCUUGGAGGUUAGUUGAGCAAGAUAGCAUGAAGGCUGUAAUGGUGGAAGAGGAACCCAAAAAGAGGGGAUUUUUCUCCUUUUUUGGAGGAUAGAAAUGGGAUUCAUGUGAGAGAGGUUUGAAGCUUUUGAAUUCUUUGAAUUUGUGGAGAAAAAUCUUGUCUUUUUUGUUUAUGCAGACACUGGUAUUUGUCAAUUGAAAUGUGUUAUGUACAGUAAGUUGAUAAGGUUUGUUUGUCUACAAUUCCUAAAGUUCCAUGAUUGAUUGAGGUUUGAGAUACUUUAAUGUUUGUUUUCUAUUGAAAAAAAUUAGAAUUCCAGGUUC